This is a messenger RNA of Sphaerodactylus townsendi, 6665 nucleotides long. RefSeq names its product MMS22 like, DNA repair protein (gene MMS22L). The transcript has 25 exons. The record is from RefSeq and is a predicted model, not a curated record. Gene Ontology annotation, cellular component: nuclear replication fork. Gene Ontology annotation, biological process: replication fork processing; double-strand break repair via homologous recombination. Bases 94 to 3846 code for a protein of 1250 amino acids. Lineage: Eukaryota; Metazoa; Chordata; Lepidosauria; Squamata; Sphaerodactylidae.
GAACACACGCACAGAGGCGGGAAAGACAAUGGGUAGCAACUUCCUCUUUCUCUGCAGACUCUGACUGGCAACUAUAGGAGCUACUAGAAACACAUGCAAAUUAUGGACAAUGACUUCAGUGCCCCCCUGGGGCCUUUGUUAGUCACAGAGAGCAUAGAGAUGGCUAUGGAAGUAGAAAUGGAGUGCUCCAGAUUCUGCGGCUUCUCCUGUACAUCUGACAUCAGAACUGGAAAGAGAAGUUUUUCUACUGAUUCAUAUUUAGCAAGUGGGUCUCUUAAGAGGAUUUUGCUGAGGCUAGAUCCUUUCCCAACUGACUAUGAAGAAGAUACAGUGGAAUUGUUUGGAUUUCAGUGGGUUACUGAGACUGCUUUAGUUGAGUCGUGUACUCUUUUGUUUGGAUUAUUUAGGCAACAAAUACAUAAGUUGGAGAACCUCAUUCAGCCAAGUUCAGCUGGCUUUGGUCAGGCGUCAAACCUUCACUGGGAGGCCCAUAAUAUCAGACAGCAAUGUAUUAAAUUCCUACAGUAUGUAAAAGUUUUCAUCUUCAGGUAUCUGGAACCACUCAAGACAGAAGAUGAUGAGCUGUUGCAUUCAUUUGAGAAACAAGAAAUUCAGCUCGCUUCCUUGCUUGUGGAGGAGCUCCAUUCUUUGACUCUGUACAUUGGACGCCUAUAUGAACUUCCUAGUUCUAUCCUGGGAGAGUUUUCCAUUCAGUCUCAAGCAAAGUUAUUUACCCCCUCUUGGCAUUUACUACAUCUCCACCUAGACAUUCGCUGGUCAGUGCUGGAAAUUCUUCAUAUUCUGGGUGAAAAGCUGCCAAGGCAAACUAUAUAUGCUCAUAAAUUUGCAAAUUUAACUGGUGAAAAUUUAACCAACAUCAGUUUGUUUGAACAACACUGUGGAAACCUCUUAUGUGAUCUGAUAAGUUUGUCAGUUAACAAAUAUACAAAGAUGAGGCUCUCUGAAGCUCUGAGUACUCAUCACUAUCCCUGUAACUGUGUAAAAGAACUGUGGAUUCUGCUUAUUCAGAUGCUGGACCACAGAAGUAAAGGAUCACUUACGGAGCCUUUCUGGAGCUGGAUGAAUAAAAUUCUAAAGAAUGUCUUUGAAAAAAGCAGCCAUGCGGAAACAAUAUGUGGCUUUGAAUCAGUUCCGUGCAAGGAUCCAUUGAGUUUUAGUUGGUGGAUUAUAACUCAUCUCUCAUCACUUUACCAUUUUGAUCACAAUGGAAAUGUGAAAGAAAAGAAACCAGUAGAAUCCAACUGGCCUUUUGUGGAAGAUCUGCUGAAACAGUCCAUCAACAGUCAAACUGGAAUAUUAGAAGAACAGUUACGAAUGCAUCUUCAGUGCUGUUUGACUUUAAGCCAUGUUUGGGAUGCAAACCUCCCUACUGUCACCAUACUCUGGGAAUAUUACAGCAAGAAUCUGAACAGUCCUUUUACAAUUCCUUGGUGUGGUCUCAAAGGUCUUGCAAAUAUUAAUAAAACAUCCAGGUCUAUGUAUGAGUUGGUAAAGAGCUGCUGCAAUGACAUUCAUUCUCCUGAUGUAUAUCUGUCUAGCAACAGUUACCAAAUUUUCCUUUCCAUUUUGGAACAAAUAAUGAAUAAAGCAGUGAAGACCAAUGGUGUUCACCCGUGGAAGCAAAUCAAAGGAAGAAUUUAUUCCAAGUUUCACCAGAAAAGAAUGCGAGAAUUGACAGAGUUGGGGCUGCAAAAUUUUUUCCAUCUUUUCCUUGUGCUGGCAGCCAUGGCAGAAACAGAAGAUGUUGCCAGCCGCGUGAUGGAACUUUUGAAUUUUCUUAGUCCAGCUUCCACAAGCCCUUCUCAGAGAGCUCUAAUCUGGAAAGGGUACUUUGCCUUCAUCUUAACAUAUGUUGAGAAGAACAUGGACAUUACUGUGCUGGCUGAGCACCUCUCAAGUGCUUUCCGUGAAAAGGCAAAGGAAUUCUUAGUAGCAAAAAAUGACAAUGUGCAGAAACAGAACCUCUGGAUGUUGCUUUCCACUUACGUUGAUGGCGUCCAAGAAGUAUUUGAGACCAGCCACCUGUUACAUCUUUCUGAAGAGAAGCUGCUGAAUGAUGGCUUCAGUAUGUUGCUGCCAGGCUGCCGAGGAGCGGAACUCGCAGCAGUCUUAAAUUGCUUGCAGGAUAUUCUGUCUCUGUUGAGAAACGUGCACAAACAGUUAGAACAGGGUAUGCCGAUAGGGAGUGUGGAUCCAACCAUGCAGCUAUUUUCAGUGGCGAAAGAGCACCACCUUGCUGUUGCCAGAGCUCUCUGGAGAAAUUUCUUUCCUUACUUAAAGAGCCAGAGAAUGUUGCAGAUUCCUCCUCCUCAGCUAGCAGAUGCUGCUGCAGGUUUUACUUUGCUGGCUUUGGAUUUGCCCAGCACAUGUACAACAGAUCUUCAACCCCAACCUGUUUUAGCAAUGAUGCAGUUGUUUGGAUGGGAUGAUAUGGUUUGCCCUGAGCUUGUAUCAAGAUACCUGAGCCACCUUAUACAAAACAGUGCAUUGUCUGAAGUACUUACUGGUGUGGGUCAUACAUCCUACCAAGCACAGUUAAUACGGUCAUGGUUUCGGUGUACUUUGCAAAUGUUUAUCAAUCUGCCUAGUGAUUCUUUGGCCAGGACAAACACUGAUCGAGCAGCUUAUAAAAUGUAUAUGGAGCAACUGACUGAACUCACAAGAUUGAUAUUUAAACUCCCAGAAGUUGGAGCUGUUUUCUCAAAGGCUCAUGCUGACGAGUCAGUGUACAAACAAGAUCCAAAGAAUGCUGUUUUACACUUUAUUAAGACCGUUGGUAAAUAUUAUGGAGGACUUCAAAUGCUAGAUGAAAAAUCUUCUAUGGUAACAAAGGCACUAGAAUAUCUAGGUGAUGUAUUAAAAUACAUAAAACCUUAUUUAAUGAAGAAAGGGCCUGCUGAAGGACUUCAUCUCACCUACAGGAUCAUGGGGUGUCUUGUGAAGUCCUGGGCAUCCAUACUGGCUACUUCCAAAGCACAGCCACUCUUGUUCCGCAUAAUAGAUUGCUUGCUUUUGCCACAUGCUGUGUUACAGCAAGACAAAGGGCUGCCUGCAGCGAUGUUGUCUGCCAUUCGGGAGAAUCUUCCUCAUUUUCUUCAGGGAUUGUCCUUCAUAUGUUGCCAGUCCCAGACUCAAGUGGCCUAUUUGCACCAGUUGCUAGGGAACAUUAUCCAGCAAUAUUUAGGGCGAUUUCUUCCAUCUUCACCUUCAGCUUCUCAAGCUUGGCAACACCCUAUUUUGCUGGCAAUAUCCAGUUCUGACACCAUCCCAGGAGCCUUACAUCUGUACAAAACCACUCUGCAGAUCAUCUGUGGAAAUUACCUCCAGUUCAAAGGCCAUGCUCCCCCUCCUCGCCUGGCAUCAGUUCUUGCUUUUAUUCUUGAAGCACUUCAGAGGACCAAGAGCACUGAAAUGUGCAACUCUGAGCUGGUGCUCCCUGUGGUGUUGAAAUGCUUAGUGUUGGUUAAUGAACCUCAAGUUAAAAAACUGUCUAUGGAGUUUCUACAGUGUAUCAUAGAAAGCUGCCAAACAAGGUCAGAACAAGAGCUUGCCACCCAGCUGACUUCCAUGUUCAGGCAAUUUAUCCAAGAUUACACUACUGUAUAUGGUAAUCAAGUUUACAGCAUCUUGGAAACAGUGGCAGUCUUGGACCAGUCUCUAGUUAUCAGCCUGAUUCCUGAUAUGACAGAAGCCCUGAGGAAUUCUGAAUACAAACAAGGUCUUGGCAGAAACACCAUGCAAAGGGGAGCCUAUAAAAGACUCUUAUCUCAGCUCGCAGAGACUGGACAAGUUGAGAUACUGAAACUGGAAAAUGAGAGCCAUUAGCCAUGUGAUGAUUAGUGACUUGUACGAGAUCACUGCUUGGGAAGACAGUCCUUUAUGCAAAGUUUGGCUUCCCUGCCUCCCGAGGAACUCUUUGUUUCUAUCUAGAAAGCUGUCUCUCUCCAUAGCUUUUUGCUGCAUUUUUAAUACUACAAGGAAGAUCGAAAAAAUAACAUGGAUCUCUAUGAUUUUAAACGACAGCAGUGUGCUAUCGAAUCCUACUAUGGACUGUUGAAAAUGCCAGCAAGUGUGGAGCUGGAUGACUUGCAAUAUUGUUUGAAGAAUGUUGCUUUUUUUUCUCUUAAGAGAGAUAGAUAAAGGGCAGCAGCAAAGGUAAUCUCAAACAGUAAAGUUUUCCUGCUCUAAUGAAUCAAUACAUUUUGGCUGUCAGGCUUUUCAUUCUGACAUCCUGACUGAUGUUUUGCACACAAACAGUUCAUGUGAGCGCGGCAGUGGCAAGAAGUUCACUCUGAGUAAGACCAGGGUUAGGUCAGAAUGCUUGAGCCACCUUAUGUUAACAGAGAGUUAGUGCAUAUGCAUUGCGCGGAAUGUUGACAGCUGUCCUGCCGUUGUUCCUGUAUUUAAAAAGUGUCAAUGUGUACUGCAAAAUUCAACCUAUGACCUCCUCUCUGUUGUCCUUGUACGGUUUUGCUGGUGGAGCAUGCAGUGCUUUGGUUCUUGAAUAACAAGAAAGGAUUUAGUUGUAAGAACUGCUGACGUGGUCGCUGUGCUAACAUCUAUUCCUUCCUAAGCCAUGUAUAUACAGCGGCACGCACGCACACACACACACACAUCACAUCGACUUUAUUACCUUGGUAAGGAUCUCGGGCAAGAUGAAUUCCUAACCAUAUUCUAAAACAGGGAGGAAAGAAUGCAGGUGCAAACAUCUUAAUUCAAGUUUCUGCUUAAUUUUUUUAAAAAGAUCACAUAUGAUUAAAUGCUGUAUGUGGUAAAUUAGAUUUGUCAGAUAUUUCAGGGUGUUAUGAUGUUUUAUUCCUCAAGUUCUGAGCCCCAUCAUAAUUCUCCCUGUAAUUUCCAAAUUUAUUUGAUGUAUGGAAUUCACACUUCUGCUGAACUAUCUGAGCAAUUUACAGGUAAUUUGAAUUGCAAUAGUGAGUGUUAUAGGCUUGGUGGGAAAAGCAGUGAAACAAACUAUAACUUGGCAGAGUUAAUGAUUAGAGUGUGUGUGUGUGUGUAUCAAUUACUGCCAUGGAAAUUUCCCUAUAAUCUUGCUCAGAGCCUUUCUGUAUUGUUAUAGUAUUCUUAUGUAAAGGUAGCAUAUUAUCUCUUCCCUAAAUCAACUAUCAUUACUUCAGAUAAUACAGUAACUAAAAGCCUCUUUAGGCUACUUAAUAGUGUAGAGCAUGGAGGUUCUUUUCAUUAUGAAAGUGACUUACUGAACCCAUAUUGUAGCUUCUUGUAAGCUCCUACACCUGGGAGGAGUUUUAUUCAUCUCAAAAAGGGCUGUGUUUCUGAAAGGUUUUCUUUAAAAGCCUCUUCAAGCAAGAUGUCUUCAAAAUCUGAGUCUUUAACAUUCACUAUGAUGGAACAGAUGUCUGUCUUUAGCAAUACUUUUUGGAAGUGAAGCCUUUGACUUUUAAGAACAGAUAUUGUACCAUAUUGUUUAACUGAACUGUAUUUUUUCUUAUUUCAAACAUAAUUAAUACUCAGCUGGUAUUGUUUAGGCAGAAGGCAAUGUGUCUCACAAUGCAAUAUAGCAUUCAGCUCAUAGAAGAACUAAUGUAUAAUGUUUGCAAUUACUCUGCUUAAAAGGUUUAACACAAAAGUCUUUUACAGCUCCAUCCAAAGGACAAUACCCCCUCCAAAAGGCUUUUCCGCAGCCCUGGAAGGCCAAAACAGUAAAAGAAAAAACCCACCGAGAAUCUCCCAUUGGGGAUAACAGAUACAUCACCAAAAAUGUGUCAAAUCUCCUUUGCCGGUUCUUCCAGCACACAGAGGUCAGGUGAGCAGUGGAGGGCGACAAUGGUCGGCUCCACUCCCUGGCCAGUCCCCAGAACAUCCCCGGCUAUGCCGAUGCAGCAUUUUGGAUACUCUCUCAAACAAGGACACUACACAAACAAGUCACUUCAAAAGUGCUAUAUGGCCCCUGUUGAGAAUGGCUGUUUUAGAGUAAGGUUACAAAUGAUUAUCUGGAUGAUUAGCUGAAGGUCAAUUAGAUGAAAUGAUAAGUGAUUGUGUAAGCAAUACAAAAUUAUGGAAAAUAUGCCUCAAGGGUCUCUUUUCUAAUGCUGCAUUCUAUAUAACUAUAUACAAAAAUGGUAAUUUUAGAUAGAGGCAUAGGAACCGGAAAUACCGAGUUAUUUGCUAGUUCAAACAUGGCUUUAAUUUUAGUGAGUUUUCAAAAUGCUAAAUACUUCAUUAAGUUUGAGGCUGAAAUCUUGACAAUAAUAAUAAUUCCCACUGAAUUAAGAAUUGACUUUGGGUUUAUAAUCCUAAUUUAUAGAUCACAAGUGUUCCUGUUUCCUGUACAGAAAGUCAGACCAGAAUCUUUGGAAAUUCACUUUAGUGUAACUAUUUCAGAUAAACUAAUUGGGUUAUAAACUAAAUUCUUUUACUGUGAAUUGUUUCUUCUCCAGAUGUUGCUGUUUAUCCUUUCUGCUUUUACAGGAAUGACAGUGUUUGGCUGCUAAAGUUGUUGCUAUAAUAACAGUGAAUUGUGCAAAGAAGUUGCUCCCAUAUGUUCCCAGAGUUCCCAUGUAUAUAUUUUACUUCUUUGUGUUGUACUUUGAAGACUAAAGUGAUCUUCUACAGUUGAAUACCUGGAAUAUUUCCAUCCAUAGAAUACAACAGAAUGCACUGCA